Aspergillus welwitschiae is the source of this 1474-nucleotide messenger RNA. RefSeq names its product putative nucleotide-sugar transporter. Gene Ontology annotation, biological process: pyrimidine nucleotide-sugar transmembrane transport. The transcript is spliced from 2 exons. The coding region runs from base 223 to 1368 and encodes 381 amino acids. Lineage: Eukaryota; Fungi; Ascomycota; Eurotiomycetes; Eurotiales; Aspergillaceae. Gene Ontology annotation, cellular component: Golgi membrane; intracellular membrane-bounded organelle. The record is from RefSeq and is a predicted model, not a curated record. Gene Ontology annotation, molecular function: pyrimidine nucleotide-sugar transmembrane transporter activity.
UACCAUCCUUAACAAAUACCAGGUCGGACUUCCUUACUGUGGUCUACCAUAUCUCUUGGCUCACCCGACGAACAGGACAUGCAAUGUGUAUGGAAUUGCGAUUCGCCCUCUCCCAAAUACCGUCGCACCUUUGAGCAACCUGUUAUCCAAACGUAGGCAUUCCCCUCUUUGUGCUAGCUUGCAUGCUCCGGCUCACAAUCUCCCUUGGACGGCAGUAUCCAGAUGUUCACCGGAGAAAUGGGAUGCUGGCUGGUGAUCUUCAUGACCCAUCUGUAUCAACAGUACAUUGCCCCGCGCUUGUCCAACAACUCUUCGCCUCUUCUAGCUGGUGGCUAUCACCCUGUCAAUAACACUGAAGGACUCGACGAGGAGGAAGAUUAUACAAUCAGAGGACCAGAAGCUUCAGAUGAUGUCACGAAGCCCGCCACCUUAGCAGACGGUCGCAUUCACCUUCGUGGAUACAGGAUCUUUCUUCUUGCUGCACCAGCAUGCUGCGACAUUGCGGGCACAACUCUGAUGAACGUCGGGUUGCUCUUCGUCGCUGCCAGUGUCUACCAGAUGACUCGCGGCGCCCUCGUUUUAUUCGUCGGCCUCUUUAGUGUUCUUUUCCUCCACCGCAAACUUCAUCUCUAUCAUUGGCUGGCGCUGUUCAUUGUGGUCCUAGGUGUUGCUCUGGUCGGUCUUGCAGGGGCCCUCUUCGCGGACAACCAAGGACACGACGUCACCCAAGGAAGUGCUGCCACCGUCAUGAACCAUGCUAUCAGGGAAAUCCAGGCCACAACGCGGUCUCCGGAAGCACUGAAAGCUGUCGUUGGGGUGCUGCUUAUAGCUGCAGCCCAGAUCUUCACUGCGUCCCAAUUCGUCCUGGAAGAGUGGAUCUUGGAAAACUAUGAAAUGGACCCCCUCCAGGUUGUUGGCUGGGAAGGUAUUUUCGGGUUCUCUGUCACCGUCAUCGGCUCGAUCAUCUUGUACUUGACCAUUGGACGCACCGAGGCCGGCCGUUACGGCUACUUCGAUGCAAAGGAAGGAUGGAGCCAGGUCUUCAACAACCGAGCAAUUGCCAUGUCCAGUUUCUUGAUUAUGAUUAGCAUUGGCGGAUUCAACUUCUUCGGUCUCUCCGUCACCCGCACCGUAUCCGCUACUUCCCGCAGCACAAUCGACACCUGCCGGACCCUUUUCAUCUGGCUCGUCUCCCUCGCUCUGGGCUGGGAGACCUUCAAAUGGCUACAAGUCGUCGGCUUCGCGCUCCUCGUUUACGGAACUUUCCUCUUCAACGACAUUGUCCGCCCCCCACUCAAAGCCUGCCUUCCUAGUUCUCGCCGCGACCGAGAAAUUCUCCUCCCUGAAGAGCCGAUCGAGCAUAUGUAAGUUGUUUGGCUCACAUCAUCUUGCAUACACAUCAUACAUCCAACUUGAAAUCAAGAGUACGUCGCCUUGAUCGGUGACGUCACGUGUCUUAUCCUUGACGGAUCGG